This is a messenger RNA of Xyrauchen texanus (razorback sucker), 3451 nucleotides long. RefSeq names its product tumor necrosis factor ligand superfamily member 6-like. NCBI's taxonomy places the organism in Eukaryota, Metazoa, Chordata, Actinopteri, Cypriniformes, Catostomidae. Gene Ontology annotation, biological process: immune response. Bases 372 to 1085 code for a protein of 237 amino acids. Gene Ontology annotation, cellular component: membrane. Gene Ontology annotation, molecular function: tumor necrosis factor receptor binding. The transcript has 4 exons. The record is from RefSeq and is a predicted model, not a curated record.
AUAGAUUCCACUUCACCUACCCAGAUCAAAACAGAUUACCUUCCAUGAUCUGAAUGCAGAAGACAAAAGAGCUUUCCUUUUCAUCACUGAUGACAUGUUUCCUCUUUUUUUUUUAAUUGGAUCAUUGGAUUAUUUGAUUUGAUUUUCAUUAUUUUUCCUGCCACACUUCUUGAAGUUUGUCCUGGCAGAUUAUAUGUGAGACUGGUCCGAGAGUUUUUUCUCUUCAGUGGAGUACUGUCCGCCCACCUGAGAUCUUUAUGAGUGAUAGCUAUCUCAUACGCUCAAAGUGGGUCUCGUGUCUUCUCGCUCUGUAGAACAGCCUCUUCUCUUCUGGAUGUUAAGUUGUCAUCUUGGCCAGAGACGGUGUGGACAUGGCUCAGGGUGGUAUUAAGUAUCCCUCAGUAUUCGUGGUGGACAGCAACGCCAGACCCCCUCCUCUGCCCCCCAAACCGGGCCGUAGACAGCGGCAAGGGGUGGGUGCCACACUGCUGGGUGUCCUGGUCAUUGUGGCUCUAUGUGGAAUGGCUGUGGAGGCCUGUUUCAUCUACCAUCUUUACUCAUCCAAAGACAAGCCAACCUCUGAAAAUGAUCCGCAGACUGCCAUGAGAAAACAAGAGAAAGACGAUGUUGUGUCCUUCAAGCCAAAACCAAAUGGAGUCAUGAAGCCAUCAAAACCAAUGGCACAUCUGACAACUGGUCAGCGUCCUAAUCAUGGAGUCCUGCUGUGGACGGAAAAUCAGGAAUCCAUCCUUUACCAUAUAAAACACAAGGUCAAUGAGGGCCAGCUCAUCAUAGAGAAGGAAGGUUUCUAUUCUGUCUACUCCAAGAUCUACUUAAAGGAGGAUAGCUUCAUGUUCAACCAUUCUGUACUCCAGAUCACACCUCGAUACUCAGGGGGAGAAAUUUUGCUUCUCCAGUCCAUUAGGUCCCAUCUUAAACCCCAGAGGCCUGGAACCAUAGACAACAGCUAUCUCAGUGGGGUGUUCCACCUGUUCAAAGGUGAUGCUGUUUUUGUCAGGGUUAAAAACUGCACACUAGUGUUGUCAAAUUCUGCUGCUAACUACUUCGGUCUCUUUAUGAUUUAGAUGUAUUCUGGAGUUAAAGUGUUACAAUACGGCAAACGUGUAGGAAUUUCACAGCUAGAUUUGAUAAUAAACUAAAUUUGAUCAUUUUAUGUUACUUGUAAUUUGGGAAAAAUAAAUAUGACAGCUAAACUAAAUUAUAUUUUUAAAAUGGUGUACACUCACAUGAGUUGUCUUCAAUAGAGGCUUAGAACAAGCCAUUUCAUUUUACAUUAGAGUCAAUGAUGUUGCCCGGCAUAUUUAGAUCACACGAACAGCUAUGCCUUGCAACUCCACAGAGUUAAUCAACAAAAACUUCAUGCAUUCAUGCUGACAGGUAUUAGAAUAAAUGCCAGAAAAUUCCAAUGCAUGGUCCAGUUAGCCCCUGCUGGUGCAGUAGAUGCUAUAACUACACCAGCUGGAACCAUACAGCAUAUUUCUCCAUUAAUGAUCAUUCAAAAGUUGCCAUGUACUGUGUGCUGAAGCAACAUUUCAAAAUCAGUUGCAAAUCUUUAAUUAUAUUAGCCCGAUUUUUGGAGGGCUCUUAAAAGUAUGAAAUGGACUUUGAUGUCACAGCUCCAGAUAGCCACUAGUGAAGGGUUGGUACUGAUCUUGUGGUGCCAUCAGCCAAUCAGCAUCGCUGUAACGGCAUUUUUCCGUGGCUUCAAGUUUAAUUAUUAAUGAUUGAUAUGGUAGUUACAGCUCAGGUUAUGGAUAAAAAAUUAUUCCAUUGGUUAAGGCAGCAGCCGAGUAAAUGCCAUUGAGAUGAAUGGAAAUAUUAUAAGAGUAGACCUCUUUAUGUUUAAUAGACCUAUACACCAUAAUUUACUGAGUAUUGAAACUGUAACUAUUACUUAGAGCACCUUUAGUUUGCUUUAUUUAUUAAAUAAUGCUGCUCUGCAAUGAACUGCAGUCCCCGCAGGAAUUCAUAUACAGGUACUUAUCAUUUAAAUAUAAAAAACAGAGUAAAUUCAAGCAGCAUCUCACAUUUUCAUUGUGCCUUGUUCUGAAUCACACAUUAUAUUUGAAGAACAAUUAAUAACCUAAAACAUUUCUCUCUCCAAAAAUAUUUUGUGCAGUGACCAUUCAACAGCAUUACAAUUAGAAGGUAUCAAGAUCUAAUAUUACAAGGUUGAAGGUCAGUGCAAAACGGCUAAUAAUGGCCUUAAAGGACUAGUUCACCCAAAAAUGAAAGAUUUGGUCAUAAUUUAUUUCUCACUUUAAAGUAUUAUAAACGUAGUACUUGCAGCUUGUGCGACAUAUUCCAAGUCUUCUGAAGACAUAUGAUAGUUUUUGGUGAAAACUGCCCAAAAUUGUAAGAUUUUCAGUGAAAAUCUUGGCAUCCAUUGCACUUUCACAGUGCUUGUUCACCCGAGAACUUGCCGCCUGGUCUCAUGAACUUCGUGGCUGUGGCAAAAUUUUUGCAAAACAAAAUGAUGUGCUUCAUUACAUGUUUAACUGCAGGUUUCCAGUAAACUGUCCAGCAGGGGGCUCCAAAGGCGAGUGAAAUGAUGUUGUAAUCAGAUGUAAUCAACCUGUAUUCAGGUGCAUAUUAGUUGAAACUUUGAAACUUUCAAAGUUUUUCAAAUGAGGCAUAAAAGUAAAGAUUUUUGAUAUCAUAACAUAGCAGUAUGUGAGUAACAGAGCAAACAAUAUGUUUAUAAAGUCAUAAUCAGCUAUUGUAGUUGUGAUUUAAAUAUAACACACUGUUGUUGUAGCAUCUGAAGUGUUAAUUUCACCAGAAAAACUGCCAUGAAACAUAGAAUUUGGCACGUAAAAGUCAGUUUGCAAAAAUGCUCUUAUAGUAACGUUCAUUCUAUGUAACUAGGUUGAAAACGUGAGCUGUUUUUAGAGCUAAAUCUGCUGCACUCCUUUUGUGUUCCGCAUAUGAAAAAAGUCAUAUGGGUUUGAUAUGACAUGAUGGUGAAUAAAUAAAAUAAGGUUUUGUUUUUCUUCAGGUGAACUAUUCUUUAAACUAGGAACUAUUAUUACCUCAUGCAUCGCCGGCAGUCAGAAUCAAGAAAACAUAAACAUGAAGUUACAGCUCCUUUUGCACCUUGAUUUGUAUUGUCUUUUAUAUUGCUAUUUUUUACUAUUUGAAAUUAUUCUGAUAUUUAAUUAAACUAUAUGUAAUUCUCUGUAGAUGUUUCUUACAUAUACACAUGUAUAUCUCACAUUAGGUGUGGGAGUCCUGUGUUCACGUACAGUAUUUCGGCUGUAAGCACUGCACAGUGGCCAUUAUCUAUGUUGAUCCUUUUAUACAUCAUCAUCAUUAAUCUGUUGUAAACUUCAACUGGAACAGAACAAAUAAUUGAACAUGAAUGUUUGUAACAUUUUAAGUGUUGUUGGCUAUUUUUGAUAAUUUUUUUUCACUCAAAAUAAAAUGAUUG